Molecule: messenger RNA, 1171 nt
Organism: Apus apus (common swift)
Lineage: Eukaryota; Metazoa; Chordata; Aves; Apodiformes; Apodidae
Gene: UTP11
Product: UTP11 small subunit processome component
Exons: 8
Coding region: 199-960 (253 amino acids)
Biological process (GO): rRNA processing
Cellular component (GO): small-subunit processome; nucleolus
Source: RefSeq, a predicted model, not a curated record
CCGCCCCUUUCCGCCUCGUGCGCAGCGCCCGGCGUUUCGCAGCGCGGGGCCCGGCGGGGCCGCACCGGGAGGGGCCGGGCGGGAUCGGACGGGGCGGUAGCGGGUGGCGGCACCGCGGGGCGGGACCGGACCGGGCAGAGCAGAGUUACCGGCACCGCGGGAGGCCCGAGUCAGGCGCGGAGCCCGCCGACCGCCGCCAUGUCGGCCGCCUUCAGGAAAGCCGCCAAGUCAGGGCAGCGUCCGCACCGCGAGCGGGCACAGCCCGCCGCACGGAAGAAGCUGGGCCUGCUGGAGAAGAAGAAGGAUUACCGGCUCCGCGCCCAUGACUAUCACAAGAAACAAAAUGCCCUCAGAGCACUUCAAAAGAAAGCUCUGGACAAGAAUCCUGAUGAGUUCUACUUUAAAAUGAUACACGCUGAACUCAAGGAUGGAGUUCAUAUCAUAAAGCAGCAGAAGGAAGAAGUGACUCCUGAACAGGUGAAGCUGAUGAGGACACAGGAUAUCAAGUAUGUGGAAAUGAAAAGGGUGGCAGAAGCCAAGAAAAUCGAGCGGCUGAAGUCGGAGCUCCAUCUCCUGGAUGCGGAGGGGAAGAGCCCCAAUAAGCACGUGUUUUUUUUUGAUACAAAAAAAGAAGUUCAGGAGUUUGAUAUCGCAACUCACCUGGAUACUGUUCCAGAGCUCGUUGGCAGAGUGUACAACCGACCAACCAUCGCAACGCUGCAGAGAGAGACACUGAGAGGAGCUACAGACCCUGCCCACUUAAAGAAAUUAGCUCAGCAAAGGAAGAAUCAGUAUGACCUGCUGAAACAGCGCAUUGAAAGAGAAAAGGCCAUGUUUGUUGUUGCACAGAAAAUUCAGACACGUAAAGAUCUUUUGGACAAAAUUCAUAAAGUAAAGGUGAAGAAGGAGACAACAAGUGGUCCAGCUAUUUACAAAUUUAAAUUUCAGCGGAAACGUUAACCAUUCCUUUAAAUAAUUGUUACCAUCUUUGCUUAGAAAGAAAGAGGAUUCUCCUUAUGAAGAAGGACUGAUACCCUGUAUCAGUUUGUUUUUUCACUGCAUCCUAGCACUUUGUUAAAAUAAAUUACUGUGGGCCUGUGAUAGCCAUAAAUAGAUUUUAUGUAAUUAAUUGAUUAAUAAAGCAGAGGGUUUGUUCUCUUGGUAUUUACAA